Molecule: messenger RNA, 10264 nt
Organism: Acyrthosiphon pisum (pea aphid)
Lineage: Eukaryota; Metazoa; Arthropoda; Insecta; Hemiptera; Aphididae
Product: dynein heavy chain 3, axonemal-like
Exons: 46
Coding region: 17-10054 (3345 amino acids)
Biological process (GO): microtubule-based movement
Cellular component (GO): dynein complex
Molecular function (GO): minus-end-directed microtubule motor activity; ATP binding; dynein light intermediate chain binding
Source: RefSeq, a predicted model, not a curated record
UAGUGCAUUUGAGGUAAUGUCUACCAAGUCCUCAGAAAUGCCUGAUACAACAGAAGAUUUAGUAGAGCUAAGUAAUUAUGUAACACUGUGCCGGGAUUCUACUUUAUCGAAAAUGAAAGCUCAAUUGAGGACUGUUGGAGAUUACAUAAUGUUUCUUUUUGAAUACACGGAAUUUAACAUUGAUGAUAUUAAUUUGCAAUCGCGAGUAUUUCGAUGGCCUCAAGAGAUUGAACAGUUUUUAGACUUAGCUACCAGUAGAGUUAUUCAAAAGAAAGGAGUAGUUGAAGGCCAGUUGAAAUCUAAAAAAACGGAAUUUGAAUUCGAUCUUAAAAAUCAUUUCAAAUUGCUGGAUAAUUUAAAGAAAAAAGACCCACCGAUAUUAACUAAUGAUGAAAUCAUAGCAGCCACCGAAGAAGUUGAACGUCUUACUAAUUUUCUUAAAGAAGAUAUUGCUGCUGCAAAGAGUAUAAAUCACACUGAAAAACUUUUGGAUGUUGAAGUUACGCCAUAUACUCAACUUCACUCAAUGGUUGCGGCUAGUGAGCAAUUUGACCAUUUGUGGCACAUUGUUCACGAUUUCCAGAAUUACUAUGAAAUAUGGUUCAAUGGACCAUUCCACGAUCUGAAUGCUAAAGAAAUAAAGGAAAUGGUAGAUAAUAUGUGGGAUAACCUAUAUAAAUUAGCUAGAAUUCUUCAAGACUAUCCUGGAUCAAAAAGAGUAGCAGAAAUUGUACGUGGUAAAGUAGAUAAUUUUAAAAAGUAUUUACCUGUAUUGGAGACAAUUUGUAAUCCGGGUAUUCACGAUAGACAUUGGACAGAGAUUAGCAAAAAUGUUGGUGUAGACUUACAUCCUAAUGAUUCAUCAACUUUGUCACAAAUGAUUGAAAUUGGUUUAUUGAACUACAUUGAAAAACUUGAAGAAAUUAGUGUUAUUGCAUCUAGAGAAUAUUCGCUUGAACAAAAUCUUCGAAAAAUGAAAGAAGAAUGGUUAACUAUUGAGUUUGAGUGUACUCCAUACCGAGAUAGUGGGGUUAGCAUAUUAACGGCAUUAGAUGACAUUCAGGUUAUGUUAGAUGAUCAUAUACUGAAAGCUCAAACAAUGCAUGGGUCGGUUUAUAUAAAACCUUUUGAAGAAGAAAUGGAUACAUGGGAAAAAAAAUUAAUUUUGAUGCAAGAAAUUUUAGAUCUAUGGAUUUCUGUGCAAGGAAUUUGGAUGUAUUUAGGUCCAAUAUUUAGUUCAGAAGACAUAAAUCGUCAGAUGCCCGAAGAAGCUAGAAAUUUCAGAGCCGUAGAUGCUAUUUGGCGUCAAAUUAUGAUUAACACUGUUAAAAACCGUAAAGUUCUCGAAGCUACAGACUAUCCAAAUAUGUUGGCAUUGCUAAAAAAGUGCAGCGUUAUGUUUGAGCAGAUACAGAAAGGCUUGAACGAGUAUUUAGAGAAAAAACGUCUUUUCUUUCCACGAUUUUUCUUUUUGUCUAACGACGAACUUCUUGAAAUUUUGUCUGAAACCAAAGACCCAUUACGAGUGCAACCACAUCUUAAAAAAUGUUUUGAAGGCAUAGAUAAAUUAAACUUUACUAAAAGCAUAGAAAUUGUGGGAAUGAUAUCAGCUGAUGGUGAAGUAGUACCCUUUAAUGGAAUAAUUUAUCCGGCUGACGCUAAGGGUUUGGUAGAAAAAUGGUUGAUUCAGGUUGAAAUUUUAAUGAUGCAGUCAAUAAGCGAAAUUAUUAACAAUGCAGUAAAAGAAUACGCAAAUAUUAAACGCGACGAAUGGGUACUUAAAUGGCCGGGUAUGGUUGUUUUAUGUGCUUCAACAAUAAAUUGGACUGCUGAAGUAGAAACCGCUAUUGAAAAAAUAUCGCUUCCUGCCUAUCUACAGAAAAGUAAUACGCAAAUAGAAAAUUUGGUGAAUUUAGUGCGUGGCGCAUUAAACAUAGGUGAAAGGGCAACGGUGUGUGCUUUGAUAGUUAUAGAUGUUCACGAAUUACACCUCAGUGGAGCUUCUGAAGGUCCAGCUGGAACUGGAAAAACCGAAACCACAAAAGAUUUAGCCAAAGCAAUAGCCAAACAAUGUAUAGUAUUUAAUUGUUCUGAAGGACUUGAUUUUAAAGCUACAGGCAAAUUUUUCAUGGGAUUAGCACAAUCUGGAGCAUGGGCUUGUUUCGACGAAUUCAAUAGAAUUGAACUUGAAGUAUUGUCGGUAAUUGCUCAGCAAGUGUAUAUUAUACAAAUGGCGGUAAAAGCUAAAAAGGACAAAUUCAUUUUUGAGGGCACAGAGUUAACAUUAAAUCCUACUUGUGCAGUUUUUAUAACUAUGAUCCCAGGAUAUGCGGGACGGCAAGAACUGCCUGAUAAUUUAAAAGUAUUAUUCCGUACAGUCGCUAUGAUGGUACCAGAUUAUGCCAUGAUUGGAGAAAUAUCAUUAUAUUCUAUGGGUUUUAGUGAUGCUAGAAGUUUGGCUGAAAAAAUUGUAGACACAUAUAAAUUAUGUUCAGAACAAUUGUCAUUUCAAUCACAUUACGAUUAUGGGAUGAGGGCAGUAAAAUCUGUAUUAACAUCUAUAGAAAAUUUAAGAUUUAAAUACCCUGAUAACAAUGAAGAGGAAAUUGUGUUAAGAGCUAUAUACGACGUCAAUAUGCCAAAAUUUUCAUCGGAGGAUACACCACUUUUUAUCGGUAUAUAUGGAGAUAUAUUUCCCGGUGUCAAACUAUUAAUGCCAGAAAGAGAAGAACUCAUAAAUAAAAUAAACAUAAACUUAGGCAAAAGGAAUUUACAAUGUACUCCGUGGUUCAUCGAUAAAAUAAUACAAGUAUAUGAGAUGGUGCUGGUUAGACACGGGCUUAUGAUUGUUGGUGAACCAUUUUCUGGAAAAACUUGUGCCUAUCAGAUCUUGGCAGAAUCGUUGAGUGAUUUACAACUCGAUCGCAAAGCAAUAAUGAAAGAAUUUAAAACUACGUGUAAAAUUAUCAACCCUAAAGCAAUUACAAUUGGUCAAUUGUAUGGAUCAUUUGAUACAGUCUCGCAUGAAUGGCAUGAUGGAGUUUUAGCAAUUGUGUUUCGAGAAUUUGCCAAUAGUGUAUCAAUGGAUCGCAAAUGGAUUGUAUUUGAUGGCCCUGUUGAUGCAGUAUGGGUAGAAAAUAUGAAUACAGUGUUGGACGAUAACAAAAAACUUUGCUUAAUGUCUGGAGAAAUUAUACAGAUGAGUAAUAAAAUGAACAUGGUGUUUGAACCUGCGAAUUUAGAACAAGCUUCGCCUGCAACCGUAUCUCGCUGUGGAAUGAUUUAUGUAGAACCAAAACAGCUUGGUUGGAGAUCAUUUUGGCUUUCGUAUAAACAAAAUCUGUGUCCUAAAAUUUUGGCAGACCAAAAAAUUAUGAUGGAUGACCUAAUCGAGUGGUUGGUACCCGCCAUAUUUGUUUUUAUACAAAAACAUUGUAGUUUAUUCUUAGCUACUUCUGAAAAUCAUAUGUUUAACUCGUUUACAAGGUUAAUGGAUUGUUUGAUUAAAGAAGAAACUGGAAUUGGAUUCACAACCAUAUGGGUGGGAUGUACAACAAUCUUUAGUUUGAUCUGGAGUCUUGGUUCCUUAAUAAAGAGCGAUAGCCGAAAUAAAUUUGAUACAUUUUUUCGGAAACUUCUUCUUGGAAAUAAUGAUCAAUAUCCUAAGCCAAAUACUUUUAAGUUGACAAAAAUCCACCUUUUUCCAGAUAUGGGUACAGUUUAUGACUAUGUUUAUGAUAAGAAAAAUAAUGGUUCUUGGGUCCUAUGGUCUGAAAAAAUAGAUUUUAAAAGGAUUUCACCAGAUGCCAGAAUAAAUGAUUUAAUCAUUCAAACUGAUGAAACAGCUAAGCAGCAUUACUUUCUUCAAAUAUUAUUAAAAAAUGAAAUUCCUUUACUGUUUGUCGGACCUACUGGAACAGGGAAAUCAGUUAUUGUGCUGGACUACUUAAUUAAUUUGCCAAAAGAAAAAUUUUUAACCAACGUAUUAAACUUCUCAGCGUGGACUGCAGCUAACACUGUACAAGAUAUAAUAAUUUCUAAAUUGGACAAGCGAAGAAGAGGAGUUUUUGGACCGUCUGUUGGUAAAAAAUGUAUGUUGCUUGUAGAUGAUUUAAGCAUGCCAUUACCUGAAAAAUAUGGUGCUCAACCACCAAUAGAAUUAUUAAGACAAUGGAUUGAUCAUGGUCAUUGGUAUGAUCUUCAAGCUAUGUCAAGAAUAGAUAUGCUCGAUAUGUUAUUUAUUGGUGUACUUCAACCUCCUGGUGGCGGUUCAAAUCAAGUUACUACUCGUUUCACUAGACAUAUGAAUGCUAUUGGUAUUGAUUCAUUCAGCCAAGAAACUAUGUCUAAAAUAUUCUCUCAAAUUAUGAAAUGGCAUUUUAACAAAGGCUUUUCUGAGCCUAUCGCUUUGCAAGGAAAUAGUGUAGUAGAAGCAAUACUGUUUGUGUACAAAGAAGCCGUCUCAACAUUUUUACCGACUCCAGCUAAAUCUCACUAUACUUUCAACUUACGAGAUUUUACCAGAGUUAUAAAAGGAAUAUUAUUGUUACCAGCAUCGCGGUGUAAAACCCUUGAAAAAAUGUUCCGACUGUGGGUUCAUGAGACAUGGCGUGUGUUUGGUGAUAGAUUAGUCCACGAUGAUGACCGUAAUAAACUAUUUGAAAUAAUGAAAACAGCAUCUUAUAGUUGUUUGAGACAACCUAUGGACGUUUAUCUAAGUGAUUUAAUGCCAGUCGAGGAGAGCUUUUUAAAUACUGAUCAUUUACGAAACCUAUUUUAUGGAAACUACAUGGAUCCGGAUAUUAAUAAGAAAAUUUAUGAUGAAGUUCAUAGUGAAAAACAACUAAUUCAACGAAUGGAUUAUUAUUUGAAUGAAUACAAUACUAUGUCUAAAAAUCCAUUAUCAAUGGUUAUGUUUAAGUUUGCUAUUGAACAUGUGUCCCGUGUAAGUAGAGUCUUACAACAAGACAACGGUCAUUUGUUAUUAGUUGGAAUAGGUGGUAGUGGAAGACAAUCAGCUACAAAGUUGGCCACAUUUAUUGCCGGUUAUAAAAUAUAUCAAAUUGAAAUAGGAAGGAAUUAUGGUAAAAAUGAAUGGAAUGAAGAUAUGAAAAAAAUAUUAAGAUAUGCUGGAUGCGAUGGAAAUCCAAUUACAUUUUUUUUAUCAGACAAUCAAAUUUCAGAUGACAGUUUUGUAGAAGAUAUAAAUAUGUUACUUAAUACUGGAGACAUACCAAAUCUUUAUCAAUCUGAUGAUAGAGUUGAUAUUUUAGAUAAAGUAUCCAAUAUUGCUCAAACCCUUGGUUUAAACGUUGAAACAACACCACUUGCUUUAUACAAUUUCUUUAUAGAAAGAGUCAAAGAGAACCUUCAUCUGAUUUUAGCUAUGUCACCAAUUGGUGAUGUGUUUAGAAACCACUUGAGAAUGUUUCCUUCACUCAUAAACUGUUGUACAAUCGACUGGUUUACAGUUUGGCCUGAAGACGCUCUUGAGAAAGUUGCAGAAUAUUAUUUAAAAGAUAUGUCCAUUCACAGUGAUAUUGCAUCAUCUUGUGUAAUAAUUUGUAAAGAAUUUCAUACCACAGCUAGAGAUGCUUCUUCCAGAUUUUAUUCAGCGUUAAAAAGGCAUAACUAUGUUACACCAACUUCUUAUUUAGAGUUAAUAAAAACAUUCAAAAAUUUGCAUAAAAAGAAGGUAGAUCAAAUUACAACUUUGCGAAACAGAUAUGAAACUGGUUUAAAAAAAUUAGACUUUGCUGCGGGCCAAGUAUCCGUUAUGCAAGAUCAACUAACAGCUUUAAGACCAAAACUUGUAGAAACUUCGUUGGCUACUGAAGCUCUUAUGGUUAAAAUUGAACAAGAUACAGUAAAAGUCGAAGCCAAAAAAGAAAUAGUGGGCGCUGAUGAAGCCCUUGCUAAUGAUGCUGCAGCAGCAUCACAGGCUAUCAAAGACGAUUGUGAAAGUGAUUUAGCUGAAGCCAUACCAGCCCUCGAAGCAGCAGUUUCAGCUCUAAACACUCUUAAGCCCGCCGAUAUUACCGUAGUUAAAUCCAUGAAAAAUCCACCAUAUGGUGUUAAGUUAGUACUAGAAGCAGUUUGUGUUAUGAAAGGCAUUAAAUCUGAACGUAAACCAGAUCCAAGUGGCUCUGGGCGGAUGAUUGAAGAUUUUUGGGGACCAUCACAGAAACUAAUUUCAGAUACUAAAUUUUUAGAAAGUUUAAAAACAUAUGACAAAGAUAAUAUAGAUCCUGCAGUUAUGAAACAUAUAAGAGAAAAAUAUAUUAAUGAUCCAGACUUCAAUCCUAUUAGUAUCAAAUCAGUUUCUAAUGCGUGUGAAGGCCUUUGUAAAUGGAUAAGAGCGUUGGAUGUUUAUGAUAAGGUAAUAAAAAUUGUUGGACCUAAAAAAGAAAAACUUCAGCAAGCGGAAACGGACUAUGCUGUACAAAUGGAAAAACUUAAUGAAAAAAGAGCUGAGCUUUCCGGGGUUUUAAGCAAGCUUCAAACAUUGAGAGAUGAACUUGCGGAAAAAACGAAGGAGAAAAAAGAAUUGGAAGAUAAUAUUGACUUGUGCUCUCAAAAGCUAACCAGAGCUGAACAAUUAAUUAGUGGUCUUAGCGGAGAAAAAUAUAAAUGGAGCCAAACAGCUCUAGAAUUGCAAUCAACAUUAGAUAAUGCAAUUGGCGAUGUAUUAUUAUCUGCAGGCGUUGUUGCCUACCUUGGGGCAUUUACUGUUGACUUUAGGAAUGUACUUAUUGAUGAAUGGAACCAAAAGUGUUUGGAAAUGAGUAUUCCAUGUUCAAAACAGUUUUCAUUAAUACAUACGUUAGGAGAACCAUUAUUAAUUCGGGAAUGGAAUAUAUUUGGACUUCCAGCUGAUAAUUUUUCUGUUGAAAAUGGGAUCAUCGUAUUUAGUGGUACGAGAUGGCCUCUAAUGAUUGACCCCCAAGGUCAAGCGAAUAAAUGGAUAAAAACUAUGGAAAAUUCAAACAACAUUUCUGUAGUUAAACUGUCAAAUUCAAAUUAUAUGACUUCCAUACGAUUAGCAAUUGAACAUGGCUUACCGGUUCUUUUAGAAAAUAUACUAGAAGACAUUGAUGCUACACUUGAUCAAGUACUACUAAGAAAUAUCUAUAAGGAAGGUGGAAUUGAAUACUUGAGAUUUGGCGAUGAUUUGUUGGAAUAUAAUCACUCGUUUAGACUUUACAUCACAACACGACUUCGAAAUCCUCAUUAUUUACCAGAUAUUUCUGUUAAAGUAACAUUACUAAACUUUAUGAUUACGCAACAAGGACUGCAAGAUCAAUUGCUAGGGAUUGUUGUUGCUAAAGAACGACCUCAGUUGGAGGAAAGAAAAAAUGAAUUGAUACUUGAAAGUGCUAAUAAUAAUAAACUACUUAAAGAAAUUGAAGACAAAAUAUUAUACGUUCUCUCUUCAUCUGAAGGAAAUAUUUUGGAGGAUGAAUCAGCAAUAAAAGUUUUGUCUUCAUCAAAAUCAUUAUCUGCUGAGAUUCAACUGAAACAAGAAAUUGCUAUCGUAACUGAAAAAGAAAUUGAUGUAGGUCGUGAUGUUUAUAUUCCUGUAUCUAGUCACUCUUCAGUUUUAUUUUUCUGUAUAACUGAUCUAAAUAACAUCGAUCCAAUGUACCAAUAUUCAUUAUCUUGGUUUAUAAACUUAUAUUAUCAGUCAAUUGAACAAAGUGAAAAAUCAAACGACAUUAAUGAAAGAAUAAAUAUUUUGAAUGAUUAUUUCACUUAUAAUAUUUACCGAAACGUUUGUAGAUCUUUAUUUGAAAAAGAUAAACUGAUUUUUUCAUUUAUUUUAACAGUUGGAAUUUUUCGGUCUAAGGGUUCCCUUGACGAUGAAUUAUUUAAAUUAUUCCUUACCGAAGGAGUUGGGAUAACUAAUGAACACCCCAAUCCGGCAUCUAAUUGGCUAAGUGAUAAAUCAUGGGCCGAAAUUGUUCGAGCAUCUCAAUUUCCAAGAUUGAAUCAAUUUUACAAAUCAAUUAUUAAUUCAAUUGAUGAGUGGAGCGUAUGGUAUGAUUCAAAUAGCCCACAUGAAGCAUCUAUUCCAGAGCCUUUUGAAAAUAUCGACGGCUUGGAAAAGCUUGUAAUUAUAAAGUGCAUUCGUUUCGAUAAAGUUGUUCCGGCUAUACAACAAUAUAUUGUUAGUUGUAUGGGUCAGAAAUACGUCGAACCACCAUCGUUUGAUUUGGCAGACUCAUACAAAGACUCAACCUGUUGCAGUCCAUUGAUUUUUAUAUUAUCAGCGGGAACCGAUCCAAUGUCGAGAUUAAUACAAUUUUCUGAAGACAAAAAAAUUAGUCCGACUGAUUUAAUAACCGUAUCACUUGGUCAAGGACAAGGUCCAAUAGCUGCUAAUAUGAUAAAAUCAGGUAUAGAAACAGGUCAAUGGGUUGUGUUACAAAACUGUCAUUUGGCUGUUAGCUGGAUGAAAGAACUUGAUCGCAUUUGUGAUGAAGAUAUUAUACCCAGUCGUACACAUCAGUCGUUCCGUCUCUGGCUUACAAGUUAUCCAUUUGAUGAUUUCCCUGUAUCUAUACUACAGAAUGGUAUUAAAAUGAUAAACGAAGCUCCAGAAGGUCUUGGUGCAAAUUUAUUGCGCUCAUAUACAACCAACCCUAUUAAUGAUCCAAAUUUCUACCUCAGUUGUAAGAACGACUUAGGUUUGAAAACGUUAAUAUUUUCGCUAUGUUUUUUCCAUGGAAUCGUUCAAGAACGUCGAAAGUUUGGAUCACUUGGUUGGAAUAUUCCAUAUGAAUUUAACGACUCAGAUUUUCAAAUAAGCGUAAUGCAGUUAAAUAUGUUUCUAAACGAUUAUGAUGAAAUUCCAUACGACGCAUUACUUUAUUUAAUUGGUGAAUGUAAUUAUGGUGGUCGAGUAACUGAUGACAAUGAUAGACGUUUAUUGACAUCUCUACUGACAAUUUUUUUCAACUCAAAUGUUACCAACACCGAUUCUUAUACAUUUUCUGAGAGUGGACUGUAUUAUGUACCCAAAGACACUACCUUUGAUGGGUGUUUCGAAUACAUUAAAUCUUUACCCAUAAAUCCACGACCAGAAGUAUUCGGACUGCACGAAAAUGCUGAUAUAACAAAAAAUAAUUAUGAAACUAAUUUGUUAUUAUAUGGUACUAUUUUAACUCAAUCUCAAAUCACUGCGGGAGUUGGUGAUAAAGAUACAGAUGCCAAAAUAGCAGAGUUAGCUAGUAAUAUCGUGAAUAAUAUACCAGAUUUAUUUGACAUAGUUGAAGCGAAAAAGAAAUUUCCAAUUAAGUAUGAACAAUCGAUGAAUACUGUAUUACGGCAGGAAUUGAUACGUUUCAACAAAUUACUGUCAAUUAUAAAAAUAUCAUUAGUGGAAGUACAAAAAGCUAUUAAAGGUAUAGUUGUCAUGUCAUCUGAUUUAGAAGAAUUACAUACAAGUCUAGUCAUUGGACGAGUACCGGCAAAUUGGAUGAAUUAUUCGUACCCUUCUUUGAAACCGUUAGGUGGAUAUGUAGCAGAUUUAUUGCAGAGACUAAAAUUCUUACAAGAAUGGCUGGAUAAUGGCAUGCCAGAAGUAUUUUGGCUUUCUGGUUUUUAUUUUACACAGUCUUUCUUAUCGGGUGUACUUCAAAAUUUUUCACGCAAAAACAAAAUACCUAUAAAUAAACUUGGAUUUGAGUUUGAUAUAACUAUAUAUGAACCGGAAAUUGGAUUGAUGGACAAGCCUGAAUGGAAAAUCUAUUGUCAGGGUUUAUUUUUAGAAGGAGCUAGAUGGGAUCGAGAGUUACAAGUAUUAAAUGAAUCAUAUCCAAAAAUUAUUUUCGACACGCUUCCAAUAAUUUGUUUCAAGCCGGGAAUUAAAUCGCAGUUCGAGAAGAGAUCGUAUUAUGACGCACCUAUUUACAAAACAAGUGCUCGUCGAGGUGUUCUUUCCACCACAGGCCAUUCAACAAAUUUUUUGAUGUUUAUGGACUUUUUGAUUGAUCGACCGAAAGAUCAUUGGAUCAAUCGAGGCACCGCUUGCUUGUGUCAAUUAGAUAAUUAAAAGGUCCCUUUUUUGCAUAUUAGUUAAGACCAAAAUUAACGCUUUUCAGAAAAAUAAAAAUUAUAAUGAUAUAAGUAUGUACCUACGAUCGAUAAUCACGGCUUAAUUAUGUAACGUGAGCCAUUAAAUUAUAUGCUUUUCAUUUAUAAAAAUGUUUUUAUUCUCGAACAAAAAAAUUACAAUUUUAGAAACCUAAAAUGUUCUAAUAAA